This is a messenger RNA of Lytechinus variegatus (green sea urchin), 3931 nucleotides long. It is a transcript of the gene slc38a11, whose product is annotated as putative sodium-coupled neutral amino acid transporter 11. Gene Ontology annotation, biological process: amino acid transmembrane transport. Bases 409 to 1935 code for a protein of 508 amino acids. The record is from RefSeq and is a predicted model, not a curated record. Gene Ontology annotation, molecular function: amino acid transmembrane transporter activity. NCBI's taxonomy places the organism in Eukaryota, Metazoa, Echinodermata, Echinoidea, Temnopleuroida, Toxopneustidae. The transcript has 13 exons.
ACCGUUUUAUACCUCCACGGCUCUACUGAGCUAACUCCGCGUCCGAGUUGUACGUUUGUCAGAAAUUGGUGAUGAAGGGGGAUAACCUUCGUUGUUUGGAGAAUAAAGCUACAGAUUGGACAUCCUACUGAAUCGCCCCCACUUCCGAACAACCUGCAAAAGGAAGAAAUCCAACUCAUUUCUGAGCCAGUUUCUCAUAUUCCCGGCGGAAUCACCGAUUUUCUGCAUCUCGUCGUGGGAAGGGUGUGCCGAGCGAAUCGCGUGUUGUCCCUGGUUUUUGGUUGGCGGAUUCGGCGCGCUCAUUCAUUCGAUCGAGUUAAUAUCGUCUGCUAGAGCCAGAGUGGGUGCAGAACUGCAUUUUAAUUAGCUGACGAUUUCUAUAAAAUUUUACAUUUAUCGAUAGGAACUAUGGAUUCUCCUCAAAGUGGACCCAACGAGAAAACGCACAUUGUUGCUAAGUCAGAGCCUAUCCCAUAUGACGUACCACAUCAGGUACCAACCCAUGACAAGGCAGGACUGGUCCAAGCCGAAGCCACUGCCGAUGGGGUACCAGUGAACGACCUUGAGGAGGGGGAAAAACAAGAUGUGAGAAGCGGGAUAUCUGGGGCCAGUCUUAACACCACCAACAGUAUCCUAGGAUCCGGAAUCAUUGGAUGUUCUGUUGUUAUUAUGGGCAUUCCAUACGCUUUCAUGAAAGCAGGCCUUCCUCUUGGUCUCAUUCUUCUCGUGGUCAUUUGUGGCAUUACAGAUUAUUCUCUUCGGCUUAUGAUAACUAUUGGAGAGCUAACCGGAACAAAAACCUAUGCAGAAAUGACAGAAUCAGCAUUGGGAAUACCAGGCUAUUAUGCCCUUUCUAUUGUUCAAUUUGUCUACCCAUUUAUAGCUAUUUGCCCUCCCUCGGAUAUAACUAUCAUUAUUGGAGAUACUAUCACAUUAUUGGAGAUACUAUCACUUUUUGCAAGCAUUCUUGCAGAAACAAAUGUUCUUGCCAACCGCUACUUUGUGAUCAGCAUUGUUACUGUUUUGUUCAACCUUCCUGUCUCACUAUACAAAAAUGUAACAAAAUUAGUCAAGGUUGCUGUAGUUUCACUUGUAUUACUUGUCUUUAUAAUGAUCAUUGUCAUCGUUAGAUUGGCAACAAUGGAUGUACCCCAUACAGAAGGUGCCUGGGCAUUUGGAAAACCUACAUUCUUUGAGAGCAUAGGAAUCAUCAUGUUUGCUUUUAUCUGUCAGCACAAUUCCUUCUUGGUUUAUGAUUCUUUGGAGCAAGCGACAAGUAGUCGAUGGGCAAAGGUGACGCACAUAUCUGUCUUUGGUGCUGGUAUAAUGUGUGCCGUCAUUGGUAUAUGUGGUUAUGUAACAUUCACCGGCCAUACACAAGGUGAUUUACUCGAGAAUUACUGCUACAACGAUGUCUUGGUCAACAUAGCAAGGGUGUUUUUUGCUGUAACGAUCAUGUGCACCUUCCCACUAGAAUGCUUCGUAUGCAGAGAGGUAAUUGAAAACACGAUGGUCCGUCAGGGAUGGGUCGAUUCACCUCAACCUCUCCAAAGACACCUCAUACUCACCCUCAUCAUCGUAGGUCUUGUUCUUGGUAUCUCCAUGAGUACUUCAUGUCUUGGCUUGGUCCUCACUGUCAACGGGGUUAUCUGUGCUGUGCCCCUCAUCUGUUUCCCGUCAUUGUGCUACCUACGCGUGGCGGAGGGCUCCAUCUACGGUCGAGACAAACUUCCCUCUCUCCUGAUCUCAUUCGUAGGACUCCUCAUCAUCAUAUCCGGCAUCGUCACCAUGAUCGUCGAUCGCAACCUCACCACCUGCACCCAGAGCGAGGGAUUCGCAUACUGUCAACCCUCCGAUGUCGUUGUCAAUGCAUCGGCCACGCCUCUUCCCAUCAGCCUCCAGCCUGCCUCCCCCCUCCUUGCUGACCAGUCAUAGCUGUGUGCACUUCUAUAGAAUGUUAACUUAUACAUGUAACAUACCAAAUUGUUUUUCAACGUAAUAUACUAGUUUUAGUAUUGUGUAUUCUAGAAUUUUUUUAUUUACAAGAAUCAGCCUUUUGGCCCCCUGAUUGGACAAAAAAACACCCAGUAAAUUUAUUAUAGUAGGCCAGAAGUUAAAAUGGUAGAGAAAAUAAUCAUUGCAAUAUUUGAUAGAAAUCUGCUUGGUAUAGUUAUCUCUACAAAGUUACUGUGUAUUGCGAAGACUUUAUAAGUUUUAUGCACCUUAUGUCAUGUACUUACAAAAACACUCUCAUGCAGUUUGUUCAGAGUGCAGUGCAUUGAGCUGCUUAUGAAAGCAAAACCUUUUGUUAGAGAGAAUGUCUUUUGAUCAUAAUGAUUUAGGACUGAUCAUAUACCUAUCCAAGCCAUCACAAUGAAAUUCAUUUUUCAAAUCCAGAUUUGAUGAAGGUUUAUAAAGAUUAAUGAUGAGUUGAAAUACAUCCUUCAUUAAUAUUUUCGUUUCAUUUUGUACAGAAAGAAAAAAAAGAGAUUCAAAUUCAGUAUUUAAAACAUGUUAAGUACUAUAGUUUCAGAUGCAUUAUAUUGGGUAUGCAAAGUGCCAACUAAAUGACCAAGGCCCGCCAAGUCAUUCUCCUAAAUCCACCAUGAUGUAACUAAAACCAAUCACAACUUAAAAUAUCAAUAUCAUUGAUCUAUGGAACAUUAUUAUAAAUAUUAUAUCAACAUCAUUGGAACAUUUUUUUUGUAACUUAUCUUGGUACCAGACUAUGCUCAGAUAGAGAUUCUAUUGAUUUUAUUAAUCAUGUGUACAGUGUUCAUUUAUGUCUACUGCAUUAUACAAUUUUAUUUAUACUAACUUAUUUGUGAGCUUUAAAAUGAUAGAAUCUAGUCUAUAGAAAUGAGUUUGAAGAAUUAUGGAUGUAAACAAACAAGGUUCUUGUGUCAAAGAUUAAAAGAUUGUUGUUGAGUAUUCUUAUUGAUAGUCUCUAUGAAUAGCCAUAGCAAUAUUGUGAGUUAUAAGAUACCUUGUUUGAUUCGUGUGUCAUGGAUUAUGAUAUUUUGAGUUUGGUAUGAUGAAGCAUACAGCCGUACUUCAUUUUUCAAGCUUGCCAAAAAUAAUGCAUUGAAAAAGAAAAUGUAUGUGAAUACAUAAUUGUUUGUCAUUUAAUCCUUUCCUAGUAGAUGCAAACCGUCCAUUAUUCAGGUACAUUAUUAUUCAGACACACUUGUGUUUGAAAUGUGUUAGCAGAACCCAGUAACACUGAGGUUAGUGAUUGAUUGUAAAUCUGAUUUUAUGAUUAAUUCCUUAGGCUUGAAAAAAAAGUGGGUAAUUUUACCACUUAUCUUAAAUUGAUAUAAGUUUUGAAUGAAAUUUUUAAAUUCAGGCCCAAUUUUAUAUAAUUGAUUAUCAAUUAUAGAUAUGCUUGUUACGUACAUUAUGACACAUUUCUGUUUCAAUUAUGUUUUAACAUUUCCUGCUUUUAUGCUAUUCUUGUGGCUGUCAUAAUUAAAAUGUAGAUUUUGUAUUUUUUUUAUUGUUGUCUAUUUAUUCCUACCUGGAAAUUGAUAUAUGCAUGGAUACAUGUAUAUAAAUGUGUGCUAAAGUAGGUAUUGCAAAGAAAGUGAAAUCCAACAUUGUGUUUUAUUUAAGUUUUAGUUUGUAGUGUACGUAGCAGACGAACUGUGUGCCAGUUGUAGAAGAUAUUUUAUUGUGCAAAGUUUAAGUGUGUCAUUGUGGAGUUUACCAUGACAAUCCUUAAUGAUAUAUAUUGCCACUCAUAAUUCAGGUGUAUGGGAAAGAUAUUUGAAAAAAUUAUUUUUGAUGAUAUUCAAGAGUGGCAUAUUAUCACCGUUAUCACCACCACAUCCUUUACCACCAUCACUGUUAUCUACACAUCAUGUAUCAUCAUAAUCAUUGUCAUGAUGAUUAUGGCGAUGAUCAGGGGCGGAUCCAGGAUUUUACGAAGGGG